UGUAAUUUUAAUUUUAUCCACCAUUCAGAACAAGAUGUGCGGUCCUCAAGAAGAAGACCACAGGUCCUGAAAAGUCAAGAUCUUCAGUGUGUAUCCAAGUUAACAUGGAAGCAGCUUGAGGACCAAUAUCUCUGUCUACAGGAGGAGAUCACACUCCUCAAACAACAUGUUCAAAUACUAGAAUGGAAGUUACACAGGUUCUCCACUAAAUUGUCAAAGCUGAGGAACGGACAUUCUGGUUUGGCUGGGGGGCAAAAUGUUGAAGCUAAAGACACUAUUGAAGAGCUGAAGGAUCGUGUAGCUACUCUGGAGAGCCAGAAGGAGGUGUUGCAGAGAAAACUUAUCAUGGCCAGACAGCAGAUCCUGGCUCUGGGCAGACAUACUCACCAAAGUCCACGCAUGGGACGGGGUGUACAACCAGAGGGAGAAGUCACACAGACAUCUCAAACAGUCCCAGCUCACUAUGCACUCAGCUCCAUGGAUGAUUACAAAGGACAGACUGAAAGAUUUUUUACAGAACCACAGCCAGUGAGGUUAACAGAGCUUGACCUGGCUAUUCACUCCCUCAGAGAGACCUUUACACUAAAGGAGAAAGAAUUAGAAUACCCAAUGAAAGAACUGCACAAACAGCAAAUUGAUGGACUCAGACUUACCAUAAAAGAUAAUGUAGAUGUGAUCAGACUGCAGAAACAGCUGUCUAAUGAAAGGACUGCUGUUUUGGUCAUUAAGGAUAAGUUUACAGUUUUAAAACAGGCUUAUGAGACCCAGCUGGAAGAGGGCCAGAGGUCACUGCAGGAGAGCCAGGUGACCUUGCUGGGAAAGUUGGGGCAGCUGAGUGAGCAACUGAAACAGGAAAAGCAUAAGGCACUGAGCCUAGAGGGUCAGCUUUAUACUGCCACUAUCUCGCUGCACAGCUUGGCAGAGCUUCAGGAGAGGGUCUCAGACAUUGAAGGGGAGAGAAAUCUCCUGAAGAAGAGCUAUAAUGCUCUGCUGCUGAGCACUCUGUCUGCCCAUAGCCACCAUAAUGAACAUGAGAGUGAUAGACAGGAAGUGGAGAACUGGAGAGCUGAAAUGUCCAUACUGGAGAAGAAGCUGGAAGAUGAAAAAAGGGAGAGAGAAAUGCUGGAGCAGGAAAAAAAGAGGGUGGUGCAAGACUAUGAAAGGAGUCAAAUGGAAAGAGCACAAGAAAGGGCCAUUACCACUACCCUUAGAGAAAAACAUGACUUCCUGGAGCAAGAAGUGUUACACUACAGACAGAAUGUGACAUCCCUACAAGAGAGACUAGACAGAGUAUCAAAAGAUUUUCAUAUGGAUGUGGAAGGCCUUAGUGAAAUUCUGAUGCAGAUUAAGGCUUUUCGACUGCAUCACGAGAGUUGUAAGGGUCUGACAGUCCUGGUGAGUAAUGAGAAGGUCAAGAACCCAUCACGAGAACUGUCUACUCUACAGGUUUCAUAUGCAGAAACCAUACUAGAGCUGCAGAAAACUCGGGAAUUGUUGGUAAUGCAACAUAGGCUCAAUAGUGACCUGCAGGCUGACAUGAAGAUAGAGAAGGAGAGAGCAGAAAGGGAAAAAGAACGGAAAAGAAGGGAGGUCAUUGAAAAAGACAAACUGUUGAAAAAUAGGGCUCUUCAAAUCAACAGUUUACAAGCUCAGCUGAGAGACUUAACUUACUGUCCUAGAAACUACAAUCAGAUUAUACCACAGCAAUACACAUGGACAGGGGUGGAUCAGGAGAUAGUCCAGAUGAUGGAGGGGAAUACCAUACUAAAUCAGCUCCAGGAUGCAGGAUCCUUGCUUGAAAUCAGUCUUAUGGGAGCCAUGUUCACCCCUGUGGGACUGAGACUCAUGAGACAGCAGAGAGGUGUGGAUACCAGUGGUCCCCAUCAGGUGGUGACAUUUUGUACCUACACAUUCCUUGAUUUUGAAAUGCAGUCAACCCCACUGGUUUCAGGGACACAGCCAAACUAUGGCUUCACAUCCUGCUAUGUCCUCACUGGCCACAACUCCACCAAGCUUGAGGGUCAAGGGGUGUUUGCACAUGUUGAAGUACAUCAGGCACUAGGAGGAGUGCAAUUCAUAACGCAGGGCAGAGCAAUAAUCCCCCUAAUACAAACACUACAGCACAAAGGAGAAAAAGUAAAAGGGAGAGUCAACAUUACAGGAUCCAAGGGGGAGAUAAUAGGGGUCCUGGAAUUCUGGGUCCGUCUGAUCUCUGAAGUGGAGCCAAAAGAUAUUCAAACAGAUAGAAUGACAGAACAAAUGAUGGAUGGCAUGACUGACCGAUUGCCCAUAGACAGAGCUUUAUACUGGAGUCACAUACAGCCUGAAGAAUUAUAUGAGUAUGGUGGACCGUUAUGCAAUGAGUUGGUGGUGGUACUGGAACGCUGUGUGGGAGUAUGCUGGCGAGGACUUCAUCCUGAUGCUUAUUUAAUUCAUCGUCUGUAUGAUCUACCCCCUUAUUCCACUCCUACAGUACCGAUCUAUACAGACCCUUUGUUUACAGACUCUACCACCUACCCAUUAACUGUUACACCAGAUCUGAUUGAAUACCUAAAGAAGAGAAGCCUAUGGGUAUAUAUGAUUGAUGACAGCAAAGGCCAGAGUCCUACUACUUACCUGGCCAAGACACCAGUGCCACUGCAGGCCCUAAUAACAGGCAGGCCAAUUAAAGGUAGUUAUGUCCUGAGGGACCCUGCAGGGGUUCCUAGAGGCAUAGUGAGGGUGCAUAUCCAGUGGAGGUACCCAUUCCAGUCACCUGAGGCCCUAUCCAGACCAACACAAAAAAGGAAAACAGAGAGGGAUGGAAAGCGGCUCAAAAACAUUGAAGAUAAAACUCAAGUGUCACCGAGGUCAAUUGCAAAGCUGAGACCAGGGCCUUCCAAUCUUCCUCUCAAAAUGCAUAGUCCUGCAAGAUCAGAGCAACCCCACUUUCCUACACCCAAGUUGCCUCCAAGAGAACCAGGAGCUAAAUCGAUACAUUUUCCAAUUUACAACCAAACCUGUCAUACAAGGUCAUUCAACCACAGUCUGAACAUGCUUGACUCUGAUCACACCUCAACUAGCAACAAGCAAAGGAGCUCAAGACAUCAUUCAAAGGCAAUGGAACAAGAAGACAAGGAGAAGGGACAAGACGAAUCCCAGUCUGUAAGUCUGAGAGAUCAACUGGACAGUGUUCUAGAAUCUAUGGAAUCCACCACCCCUAGUGACAGUGAUAUUAUCAUUCCCCAGCCUCAAAAACAUGUCAAAGAGGGCUACCGACUUAAAGUUGAGAUCUUAUCACUUUUGUUUGACCCUUCCUCAAGUGUUGCUUUAGACCAAUCUGUGCAGCAAGUUUAUGUGGAGUACCGCCUCUCAGGCAUUCCCAUGGAAACCACAGAGACCCCCAUGUCUCUGCAAAAACCAACUGAGGGGGAAGAAAUACAUUUCAACUUCAGCAGAGUCAUACACGUUGACACCACGGAGGCAUCUCCUCUGAGGCAGUACCUCUAUACUAUACUGGAAAGGACUGAUGCUAAACAGGGCAGGUUAAAGUUCACUGUGGUCAGUGAGCCGUUGAAUGAGGAAGAUGAAUGUGUGGAUGUUGGCCAUGCCUACUUGGACUUGCAGGAACUACUUCUUACAGGGAAUGAUGUAAUUGAACGCCAAAUUGAUAUUAUCAGAAUGGAUGGUGAUCAAGAGGUGGUGGGGAGUCUGAGAGUGUCUUUAGAGGCUGCACAAGCUUUAACAGGAAUCUCCUGGGAGUACCCCAACUAGGAAGAGUGGAAAGAGAGAAGGACAGAGGCACAGGAAACAGAGCAAAGGAAGAGGCAAAAAAAGAGUAAUAAAUCAAGAAAAGGAGAUCCAAGUUAUUGAGCUUGAUUAAUUUAUCUGAAAAUCCUAAAUAAAUUCUUUGACAGUGAUAUCAAUAAGUGGUUGUUUUAUACACAAUGUAAAGAAAGAGUUUAAAGCUGGUGUAAGCAGUAUAGCCUCCAAAGGAAUCACCCUCCAUCUCUCAGUCUCAAACAGUCUAUCCAUACCUCGACAAGUGCACAGUGUAAUGUGCAUGUAGAUUUAGAUGUAACAUCAUGACCCAGGAAAUGCCAGUGGGGGUACAGGCUUUUAUUAUAUGACAUAUAUUACAUUUUAUUAGAUAUAUGAAAUUAAUGAUAUAGUUCAAACCAAGUACAGUGAGAACACACACCCAUUGACGGAGUGCUCAGUAAACCAGGAGCUGAUUUUCCAUACCUUUUUUCCUCUGUCGAGCCAUUUUUGCUCCCUCAGAGAGAUAUUCAGCUUUCACAAUCCCCUGUCAUCUAACUAGCAGGCUUGCGGCAUGAGAAUCAGAAACCAAAAAAGGUAAAAGGAUUGGUGAGAUGGCACCCUCAAAUUGCCACAAUCUGGCAUAUUGGCUAGGCACCCACAUACACCUAUCAGUCACACCAUUAAAACCACUGACAGGUGAAGUUGAUGUGUUGGAAGCAGGAAAAAUCGGCAAGUGUAAGGAUCUGAGUGACAUUGACAAGGGCCAAAUUGUGAUGGCUAGACGACUUGGUCAGAGCAUGCCCAAAACGGCAGGUCUUGUAGGGGUGUUUCCAGUAUGCAGUGGUUAGUACCUACCAAAAGUGGUCCAAGGAAGGACAACUGCGGAUCUGGCGACAGGGUUAUGGGCGCCCAAGGCUCAUUGAUUCCCAUGGGGAGCAAAGGCUAGCCCAUUGGGUCACAUCCCACAGAAGAGCUACUGCAGCACAGCAACUGGUGAAAAAAGUUAAUGCAGGCUAUGAUAGAAAGGUGUCAGAACACACAGUUCAUCGCAGCUUGCUGUGUAUGGGGCUGCAUAGCCGCAGACUGGUAAGAGUGCCCAUGCUGACACCUGUCCACAGCCAAAAGUACCUACAAGGGGCACAUGAACAUCAGAACUGGACCGUGGAGGAAGAACAUGGCCUGAUCUGAUGAAUCACAUUUACUUUUACAUCAUGUGGAAGGCCAGGUAAGGGUGUAUUGCUUACCCGGGGAAGAGAUAGCACCAGGAUACACUAUGGGAAGAAGGCAAACCGGGAGAGGCAGUGUGAUGCUCUGGGCAAUGUUCUGCUGGGAAACCUUGGGUCCUGGCAUUCAUGUGGAUGUUACUUUGACACAUACCACCUACCUAAACAUUGUUGCAGACCAAGUACACCCCUUCAUGGCAACCGUAUUCCCUAAUGGCAGUGGCCUCUUUCAGCAGGAUAAUGUGCCCGGCCACACUGCAAAAAUUGUUCAGGAAUGGUUUGAGGAACAUGACAAAGAGUUCAAGGUGUUGACAAGGCCUACAAAUUCCCCAGAUCUCAAUCUGAUCAAGCAUCUGUGGGAUGUGCUGGACAAACAUGAGCGAUCCAUAGAGGCCCCACCAUGCAGCUUACAGGACCUAAAGGAUCUGCUGCUAUCAUCUUGGUGUCAGACACCACAGCACACCUUCAGGGGUCUUGUGGAGUCCAUGCCUUGAUGGGUCAGAACUAUUUUGAUGGCACAAGGGGGACCUAAACAAUAUUAGGCAGCUGAUUUUAAUGUUAUGGCUCAUCAGCAUAAAUUCUGAUAGAUAGAUAGAUAGAUAGAUAGAUAGAUAGAUAGAUAGAUAGAUACAUAGAUAGAUAGAUAGAUAGAUAGCAUUUAUUGUCAUUGUAUUUCUACAACGAGAUGAAUGGAAUGACGGGUCACAUCUUCCCCCUAUAAGGAGAGAAGAGGUCCUUAAAGCAGCCAUGCAAGGCGCUAAUGUCCUCUCUCAUCCGCGAUAGAAGAACAUAGAGAACAGAACAGUCAAAGCAAUAAACAAAGUCACAAACACAUACAUCAUCAUACAAUGGAGCAGUUACGUGAGGGGUCUUUUUUGUUGGUUACAGUACGGGAGGGUGGGGGGAGCAAGAGAUUAGAAAAAAGAAGAAAAUGUGACAGAAAUGUGAUGGCAUUGCAUGAAUGAUAAGAAGAGAAAUGUCACACUCUCUGACUCCUGAUAGGCAUCUAAUCACCCUCAACAUCCCACACCACUAGAGGUCCAUAGAGCCCAUUCAUAAAGGACAAGGGCUGCCAACAGGGCACUUUAUGGUUGAAAGAAACAUCAAAUCAAGACCAGUUUAAAGUGAGCAACUGGGCUUAAUUAGUUACAGAAAAUGUAGUUUGUUUUCAUUUCUAGUAGAGUGGAUUAUUAUUUGUAAACUGAAUCUGACCUGAUGGAAUGUUAUUUUGUAUGGUGUAUAUAUAGUACACAAAGCUACUUUGAUCUUCGCUUCUCUCUUCACAUCUUCAUGAGCACCUUGUGCAUGCAUUCUAAUAAUAACGCUGUCAGUUUCCUGUUCAAUCUCAGUAUUAAAUCUACUGUAUUAUAUUCAGAGCCAAUAAAAUUCAUCCAUGAACAGUGUUAUUGUGAUUUUGUGGUUAUUUGGUGGAUAAUAGAGUAAGCACUUUAUGUCAUUCUAAUUCCCCUUUUUAAUCCAAUAAUUCGAAAACAAUGACCGAUUACUUGGAGCUAGAGCUCCCUAUAUAUAUCCAAAACAGUUAUUUAAAGGUCCAUUCCUGAUGCCCACAUGGUGUGAAACCCUUCCAAUUAAAUUUCUGCUUUGUGCAUGGAUGAGCGGGCAACAGAAUGCUGUUGUGAGUGUGCCCUUUGUGCAUGAGCAUUCACAUACCAAUGCAACACACAAUUAUAGACCAAUUAUAUCAUUCUCAUCAAAAUAUCUACUCAUUCAUAACAUUCACUACCAUUUCUAUUGUGUAGUCGUGCCUGCUAGUACGUGUACUAAAUAAAUGUUGU
This is a messenger RNA of Pangasianodon hypophthalmus (striped catfish), 6760 nucleotides long. RefSeq names its product RPGR interacting protein 1 (gene rpgrip1). Gene Ontology annotation, cellular component: photoreceptor connecting cilium. Gene Ontology annotation, biological process: non-motile cilium assembly; retinal rod cell development. The annotation marks the transcript as partial. The transcript is spliced from 25 exons. Lineage: Eukaryota; Metazoa; Chordata; Actinopteri; Siluriformes; Pangasiidae. The record is from RefSeq and is a predicted model, not a curated record.